Molecule: messenger RNA, 939 nt
Organism: Camelus dromedarius (Arabian camel)
Lineage: Eukaryota; Metazoa; Chordata; Mammalia; Artiodactyla; Camelidae
Product: olfactory receptor 51B2-like
Exons: 1
Biological process (GO): G protein-coupled receptor signaling pathway
Cellular component (GO): plasma membrane
Molecular function (GO): olfactory receptor activity; G protein-coupled receptor activity
Source: RefSeq, a predicted model, not a curated record
AUGUGGCCCAAGAGGAGUGCUGCCCCCUUUCUGCUGACCGGCUUCCCAGGUCUGGAGGCAGCCCAUCACUGGAUCUCCAUCCCCUUCUUUGCAGUCUACGUCUCUGUGCUACUUGGCAAUGGCAUUCUCCUCUACCUCAUCAAGGAUGACCACGGUCUUCAUGAACCCAUAUACUAUUUCCUUGCCAUGCUGGCAGGCACAGAUCUGAUGAUGACAUUGACCACGAUGCCAACGGUAAUGGGUGUCUUAUGGGUGAAUCACUGAGACAUAAGCCAUGGGGCCUGCUUCCUGCAGGCCUAUUUCAUUCACUCCCUUUCCAUUGUAGAAUCGGGUGUCUUGCUUGCCAUGGCCUAUGACCAUUUCAUUGCCAUCCACAAUCCCUUGAGAUACACUUCCAUUCUCACCAAUACUUGAGUGGUAAAGUUAGGGAUGGGAGCUUUUAUGAGGGGUUUUAUAUCCAUCAUGCCUGCAGUCCUGCGUCUUUUUUCAUUUCCAUAUUGCCACUCUCAUGUUCUCUCCCAUGCUUUCUGUCUUCACCAAGAAGUCAUGAAACUGGCCUGUGCUGACGUAACUUUCAAUAGACUUUACCCUGUAAUUCUGAUUUCUUUAACAUUCUUCCUAGAUUCUCUGAUCAUUCUCUUCUCUUAUAUCCUAAUUCUUAAGACUGUCAUGGGCAUAGCCUCUGAUGAAGAGAGAGCCAAGUCCCUCAAUACCUGUAUCUCCCACAUCAGUUGUGUACUCAUCUUCUAUGUCACUGUGAUGGGCCUGUCAUUCAUCCACAGGUUUGGGAAGAAUGUGCCACAGGUGACCCACGUUAUAAUGAGCUACGUCUACUUCCUCUUUCCUCCUUUCAUGAAUCCUAUCAUCUACAGCAUCAAGAUCAAGAAAAUUCAAUAUGGCAUUCUCCACCUUUUAUUUAAACGUAGAUUUGGAAGUUAA